Messenger RNA from Nematostella vectensis (starlet sea anemone), 2749 nucleotides. RefSeq names its product trace amine-associated receptor 4. Gene Ontology annotation, biological process: G protein-coupled receptor signaling pathway. Lineage: Eukaryota; Metazoa; Cnidaria; Anthozoa; Actiniaria; Edwardsiidae. Gene Ontology annotation, molecular function: G protein-coupled receptor activity. The transcript has a single exon. Gene Ontology annotation, cellular component: membrane. The record is from RefSeq and is a predicted model, not a curated record. Bases 673 to 1740 code for a protein of 355 amino acids.
AAUAACAAAAUGGCUAAUUUUAUUUAAAAAUCUCACUUGUACUUUAAUGUUUUUAUCACAUCUGUUGACUCAAGUUUUCGUAGAAGCCCGAUAGUCAUUUCAAUCUCUUUAUCAAAUAGUCAACAAAACUAAGCUUAUAUCCCAUCAUUUAACAAAACUAAGCUUUUUUUCCAUCAUUCUAGCUUUUCAUUCGUCGUCUGUAUACUUUUAAGACCAUUAAAUGUAUACAGGCGGCCCUUAAGUUGCGUGGAACAAAAAGACAAGACGUCACCAAAAUAAAGUGCAUCUGUUAUCCUCUCAGAGCGUUUCGAAAAAAAGUCAACUUCUAUGCCAUUGGCACAAUGAUUUGUUGAUAUUAGAAAGUCCCGAACGCCAAUGAAAAAAAUCCAUAAGUUUAGACAGCUGCCUAGAUGCAGAGCAAAUCCAAGUUUUUUUUUAAACCCCAUCAUUUCAAUGAAAUAAAGGGAAAAGUUUUAUUUUAUCUGCGAAUGUUUAGUUCCUACAAGUGUAACCCAAUUUCAGGGCGCAGUGACGACACAUCCUAGAUAUCCUACUCCACACCUGAAUAAAGGGCAACAAGGCACAGUUAUACCGUCUAGAGUUCAAAACUUAUGAAUAACUAACAAGUACAGAUUGCAAGCUUUUAGCGCUCUUCAAUAAACGACAAGAGCGAUGAAUGAAAGCGUUGUGAAUACUGAAGUAUGCAGACUCUUCGUUAUACCAUCCUACACCACCAACACAACAAACGAGUUAUUCACAGUCACAGCGAUCGUCAACUGUGUCCUCAACAGUGCCAUCGCCUUGUCGGCACUCCUGACGAACAUCGCUAUUUUACUAGCAUUUGGGCGCGAGCCCAAUUUACGUAGCAACGCUAACUUCUUACUAGCCUGGCUAGCCCUGACCGAUGUUUUGGUUGGAGCUGUGGUACAGCCUUUGAACAUUGUGCUUCAUAUAGCAGUGCUGCAAGGCAAAUAUUUUUGCGAUGUGACGGCUGCAUUCGACGCAACGAAGUUCCUAACGUCGAUGAUGUCUGUGGUAACUGCGCUCCUGAUCAGUGUAGAUCGCUGCUUGACAGUCUCGCUACCCUUCAAGUACGCCAUCCUCGUCACCACCAAGAGAAUCACUAUUGUACUCAUCAGUUGCUGGGGGUUCUGGACCGUCAUCGUCGCUUCUUGGACGCUUGGCGUUGCGGGCGCCAUCUUGCAACUUAGUUGCAUCGUCCUUCUCAUAUUGACAUUUGUAAUUCUAGCAGGGAUUUAUACAAAAAUGGCACAACUGGCGCAACGUCAUCGCAACCAAAUUGCAUCCCAGAGCCGGGCAACCCAGAGCAAGAUGAUCACAGAGACAAAGCAGCACAAAGCUAUCAAAACGGCGAUGUACGUGAUAGGUGCCAUGGUGGUAUGCUACCUGCCCAUAAUGGUGGUGGUAAUAAUCGACAUGUUAGUUGUCAUGCAAGAAGAAGUAAGAUAUGUCACCGUCUCCCUCGCGGAAACAUUAGUAUUCCUCAACUCUAGCCUUAACCCUGCAAUCUACUGUCUCAGAAGUCAAGAGGUCAGACAAGCGGUUUUGAGACUAGUGAUUAAAAAGGGGAGGGGGCAGAGUUUCAGAUCCAAUUAUGCUAGUGCCACUACUGGGUACCCACUACAACCAAUCAGGUCGGGUGAUAUAUCACCAUCUCAGCAGAAAUCAGUAGAGUCCACAACAGGAAAACAACAACACCAACAACAGGAAGCUGGUUGAGAUACGAGGUACCCGCUAUACUCUUUCAAGUCAUGUGAUCUAUCACCUUUCAGGAGAAAUCAAGCAGUUCAACAGAGUUUCAUCAUUACAUAUGUCAUUUAAGAUACCGGGUAUACCCACAACAAUAUCUACAACCACCUCAAAAGUAAUCAUUCCACACGAUCAUGAACUGAACUGAAGAUCGGGAUUUGAAGGAUACCAUCCGAUUAAACGAGCUCCAAAUCCGCUGCACAGCCUUGCAACUCCGUGCCAAAAACUAGGAGUGGUCAAAGGUAUGCACUUCUACGCGAUACGAGGUUUGCGACUUGCGAGCUGACGGUAAUGGCCUUGGGACACAACAUUGCCUAGCACAGGAGUUGUCCUUAAAUUAGUUGUUGACUAAGGCAUAUACCAUAGACACCGAAAAAUGGCACAUCGUUGCAUACGAAUUCAAUAGUUAAUGUAUAAUCACCUCGCUGAAUAAGCUUUUUUUCACUAUAAUUCCUACUUUAAAAUACGCUAGUCAGCCAUAACCUUAAGAAUAGCUAUGAUUCAAUAUUACAUGACAAAUUAUGUGAAGAAAUCUCGAAAUCAUCCAACUAAUCAUCUUAAACAACAGAUUGUUCAUUUUCCAAAUCUAAUAGAUGAUGGGUUUGCCAAAAUCGAAAAAGGCGGCUAACAGAAACUAUUUAAUUCCCUCUUAUUAUCACAGUAUUGUAGGCAUAAUAACAAAUUAGAUCCUGCAGUUGUUAGUUUUUUUUUUUGUGAAUAUCAGCUCGUUCAAAGUGGCACAUUCCUUGAGAAUGCAAUGUGCUAAGUGUUAUAGAUUAUACUAUUGCACAGUAAAAGUACAGGGAAUUCAGCAAUGUUUACAUAAUGAGUCAUUUUCGAACGCUUAAACCAAACUCCCUGCUUAAACAUAACACCAAUCAAAACAAAAUGUGUUUAAUGAGAUCUAAACAUAAAUUUACAAUCUAAAUAAAUUAUAAACUUCAAUAACUAUCAAUACAAAUAUAAUCUAUGGAAAAUG